Messenger RNA from Galeopterus variegatus (Sunda flying lemur), 549 nucleotides. Its product is annotated as putative pectinesterase/pectinesterase inhibitor 28. The coding region runs from base 1 to 549 and encodes 182 amino acids. NCBI's taxonomy places the organism in Eukaryota, Metazoa, Chordata, Mammalia, Dermoptera, Cynocephalidae. The transcript has 4 exons. The record is from RefSeq and is a predicted model, not a curated record.
AUGUCUCUGAUCAAGAAGAAAAUCCCCCUAUCGACUCACACCUCCUCCAUCACUCCAUCACGUCCUCCAUCAGCCUCCUCCCUCACUCCACCACGUUCUCCUCCAUCCUCCUCCUCCCUCACUCCACCACUCUCCUCCCUCAUUCCAUCACGUUCUCCACCAGCCUCCUCCCUCACUCCACCACGUUCUCCACCAGCCUCUGCCCUCACUCCAUCACAUUCUCCACCAGCCUCUGCCCUCACUCCUUCACCCUCCUCCCUCACUCCAUCACGUUCUCCAUCAGCCUCCACCCUCACUCCAUCACGUCUUCCAUCAGCCUCCUCCCUCACUCCAUCAUGUUCUCCAUCAGCCUCCACCCUCACUCCAUCAUGUCUUCCAUCAGCCUCCUCCCUCACUCCAUCAUAUCCUCCAUCCUCCUCCUCCCUCAUUCCAUCACGUUCUCCACCAGCCUCCUCCCUCACUCCACCACGUUCUCCACCAGCCUCUGCCCUCACUCCAUCACAUUCUCCACCAGCCUCUGCCCUCACUCCUUCACGUUCUCCUCUAUAA